This is a messenger RNA of Symbiodinium sp. CCMP2592, 5790 nucleotides long. The record is from the annotation of a GenBank genome assembly. Lineage: Eukaryota; Dinophyceae; Suessiales; Symbiodiniaceae.
AUGCCAGAUUGUCUAGACCGGUGUCCCAACAAUGCGAAUGUCACAGCUCUCAGUGCUUGUGGUUGUGAUGACAAAGACAGCGAUGGUGAUGGCAUAUUUGAUUGUAUUGAUUUGUGCCCUCAGGAUGCUCUAAAGACCUCGGCAGGUCAGUGCGGUUGCAAUGUGGCAGAUACAGACAGUGACGGAGAUGGCGUUCCAGACUGCUAUGAUUCCUGCCCUGGUGCUCCCGAUGUGGCUCGCGACGGCCUCAAUCCCAGGUUCGGCGGUUUCGUGACCGCAGCAGGCGGGACCUACAGCUUGUGCUGGUGCUCAGCCAGUUUCGAUUGUUCCACACAAGAUGCGUUUGUGAUUGAUGUCGGCUCUCUCACGAUCAUGGGGCCUUCCCCAUUGACACAGCAUCGCACGUGUGUCGCAGGCCAGGCGUGCCAUGUCGACAGCCUGGAAGGCACCCAUCUCAACCCUCAGGAUCAAGUUGCAGUGCUCGCCACUUGCGGCGUGCUCACAGAGGUUCGAGGUUUGCCGAACAGCGGUCGUUUCACUUCGAACCUGACCGUUCAAGGAUUCGGCUUUGAGAAUGUCAGACUUACUGGCCAAGGUGGAGAGUAUCGUUUGUGCUGGUGUGCCCACGGCCAGGGAUGCACAAAGGCAGAGCAAUUCCGCGUCGAUCUCGGGCAAUUCCAGGUGGUGGGCCCAUCGCCGUUGGAACAGAGCUGGACUUGCAUCAAUGGCCAGACGUGCACUUUGGAUUCCUUGACCGGAAUGGACUUGGCUGAAUACGAUCGAGUUGUUGUUAUGGAGACUUGCAUGGUAAAUCAGGUAGGUCGCUACCCGUGGACUGUGUUGCCUUUGGCAACUUCUGCCAGUGGGACCUCUUACCAAUUUUCACCGGAGCUUCUCACAGCAGGUCAGUACCGCCUGUGCUGGUGCUCAACGGGAAUGAGCUGCAGCACCUUCGAGGACUUUGCCAUCGAUGUCGGAAGUCUGAAUUUGGUAGGACCGUCGCCGCUGCAGCAGGACAGAACAUGCGUUGCUGGACAGACCUGCAACUUUGAAGGCUUUUCCUCUUUCGGAAGCUCUGGCAUGGGCACGAUCUGGAUUCUCAGCACCUGCGGUGACGGAGAUCAGCUGGAGAGGCUGCCGCAAGCGGGGCAGCUUCAUGGCCGGGCCCCGAGACCGUCUUGGGGCUGCAGCGCAGCUGCACUGGACUCCGACGAUGAUGGCGAUCCCGACUACUUGGACUCAUGCCCUCUUGAUCCUGCGCAGAGUCAGAUGGGUCAGUGUGGAUGUGGCAUCUUAGACACGGACUCUGACGCCGAUGGUAUUCCAGACUGUUUCGACGCCUGCCCAAGUGAUCCAAUCAAGUCUUCUCAGGGUAUUUGCGGCUGUGGCACAAGCGAGGUGGAUUCGGACUCUGAUGGCGUGCCUGAUUGCAUAGACAGCUGCCCCUCAGAUGCUGGCAAAGUAGCUCCUGGCAUUUGCGGAUGUGGGCUUGCAGACAGCGAUGACACCGACGGAGACGGCGUGCCGGACUGUGUCGAUGACUGUCCAGGGUUCCCUGAUCAGACUCCGCCUGUUUGUGGAUGCACGGCGGCGAGUGCCGACAGUGAUGGCGAUGGCACGAACAACUGCUUCGACGGCUGCCCAUCCGAUCCCGGCAAGGUCGCGCCAGGCACCUGUGGCUGUGGCUUGGCAGAUACAGAUUCUGAUGGUGACGGGACUCCCGACUGCAGCGAUGGCUGUCCAUCAGAUGGGGCAAAGACUACUCCAGGUCAGUGCGGCUGUGGAGUUGCGGACACCGACGGCGACUCUGAUUCCGUUGCAGACUGCAUCGACCUAUGCCCGAGCGACAACAGCAAAGUGGUUCCAGGCAAAUGCGGAUGCGGUGUGCCGGACACCGACUCCGACAACGACGGAGUUCCGGACUGUUAUGACCGGUGCUCUGGCUUGCCUGACUACCGCCGACCAGAGCCGUCGUCGGUGUACACGUUUGGCAGUGCCCCGAUAUCCAGCGCCGGAGGACUUUAUCGAUUGUGUUGGUGUUCACCGGAUGCACAGUGUUACUCCAAGGACGACUUCACAGUUGAUGUCGGCGCUCUGACUGUGAUAGGUCCCAGUCUCCAUCAGCAGCGUACAUGCCUGAGCGGUCGAAGGUGCCGCAUUGGCGGCAUGGAUGGGGCCCUGUUAUCCGGAGAUGAUCAAGUCUUGGUCUUGGACACGUGUUCUCUCUUGCCAGAGCUCGGCGCUAACGUCUCGACGUCUCCUCGCCUGGAAUCACAACUGAGCAGGUACAACGGCUCAGAUCUGGCUGCCUUCGCUUCGACCGGCCCAUUACAGCUAGCAGGGGGCACGUAUCGGCUUUGCUGGUGUGCAGAAGGUUUCACUUGUUCCAGUUUGGCUGACUUCGUGGUCGACUUUGGCAGCAUCCUGGUCAUUGGCCCAAAGAUGUUGCGCGAGCAACAUGCAACAUGCUUUACAGGGCAAACCUGCAGCUUGUAUGAGAUCGUGGGCAACUACUUUGGCAAUGGUGAUGGAAUCAUGUUGCUCGAAACAUGUGGGCUUGCCGACAGCAUGGACAGUCCCAGCCUCACAAGCUUCCAGACAUUCCUUGACGUGCCGAGCGGCGUGAGUACGUUUGCCGAAGGUUCAUCAACCCUGUCAGCAAUUUCGACAAGCACCAGCUCGGCUGGUGGCAUCUAUCGCCUUUGUUGGUGUGCGAACGUCACAGUGGAAGCUACGCCUGCAGAAUGUGGUGCCGAUAUAGGCUCACUCUACCUUCUUGGGCCCAGGCCGCUAAAGCAGGAUCGGACUUGCAUGGCAGGCCUAUCAUGUGUAAUCAAUGGCAUCACGGGGGUUGGGCUCUCAACUGACGAUCGCCUGCUGGUGCUGAACACUUGCAACCUGGGACUCGCACAGAAGCACGCUGAAACGGAGUUUUUCACAUCAGCAUCAGGCGGAUGGCAGGUUGGACUCCAAGGCUCUACGUUUGCGAUAGGGACUGAUGUCACCCGACCCAGUGGCGGCAGUUACAGGCUCUGUUGGUGCGUUAUGCCCUGCACAACGCUCUCACAUUACUCGGUGGACAUGGGGGAGUUGACCGUCCAAGGUCCCCGGGCUUUGAGGGAACAGCACCGAACUUGUGUUGCAGGGCAGCCUUGCAACCCCAGCCCCAUUGAAGGAUGGUUUUUGAGUGCUGGAGACCGGUAUCUUCUUUUGGACACAUGUGGAGAAAAUGGCCUGAUUCCUGGUGUUCCAGAUGCUGGUGGUUUCGCCACUUCCGCGGUUGCCGUCCCCGGAGGGGUCGGUACGGCAAUCUCCUUCGUAAGCCUGUCUCUUUCGGCCGUGUCUGCAGCCGGGGGCCUCUAUCGGAUUUGCUGGUGUGCCGACAUGGCAUCCUGCGAUCAGACGUCAAGCUUUGACGUAGACGUCGGGAAGAUGCAGGUCCUGGGACCAAGGCCGCUUCACCAAGACCGAACGUGUGUGUCGGGACAGCCCUGCCUGCUGAAUGCUCUCUCCGGAGUUGCGCUCAGUGCAGCGGAUCGGUAUUACAUUCUAGAUACAUGCGGGUCAUCUUCAGUCCCACCAAGAUUUGCCGGUGCAGGGGUGGACGAUGUCAACUCUUCAUUUUCCUUGAGCGAGUCCACUGUCUCGUGGGGGCAAGCAUCCGUGACUGCACCUGGAGGUUCCUAUCGCAUCUGCUGGUGUGCAGCAGGCCAAGUCUGCAGUGCGGCUGAAGACUUCGUGAUUGAUAUGGGUCGUCUUACACUUGUUGGACCGGAACCUCUCACCAGUGGAGCCACAUGUGUUGCCGGUCAGACAUGUGUAAUCAAGGGCAUUUCGGGCAACUACCUCAGCCCAGCAGAUGCAGGCGUUUUGUUGGACACCUGCGGGCUGCCCGCAAAAACACCAGGCUUGAGCACGAGCAUCUCCUUGACCUCCGAUGGGACCAGCCUGCGUUUAGAAGGAAGUGCCCCUCAAGGCAUCCCAGUCACUGCCCCUGGCGGUGAGUAUCGCAUUUGCUGGUGCGCUGGUGGCUUCAGCUGCCUGUCGGCCGAGAACUUCAUCUCGGACAUCGGUCAGCUGAAUCUGAUUGGCCCCAGCCCGCUGGCUCAGGACCGCACUUGUGUGGCAGGUUAUGAGUGCAAGAUAAACGUCGCCGGCAUUCAGCUCAGUGCCUCAGACUCCAUCAUGGUUCUUGACACCUGUGGAACGUCAGAGGACUUGGGUGUGGUCAUCCCGCGAUUUCCAUUGACACCGCCGCUCAUUGCCGAGGAAGCAUCGGUUGCCACAACAUCCAUCUCUGUCGAAUGGAACAUUGCCGUGACAUCAUUUGGUGGAGAAUUCCGACUCUGCUGGUGCACGGGAAGCCCAUGCGAACUUGCGCAGCACUUUGCUGUGGAUCUGGGGCGACUCCAUCUACUGGGACCGGCCAUUGAGCUUGAGCAGGACAGAACAUGCAUAGCCGGACAGACUUGCAGCAUUGACGGCUUCACAGGUGCUUUCCAGGCCACUGACAGAUUGAUGGUUUUGGACACCUGUGGAGCUUCAGACUGGCCUGCAGGCUUGCCAACUGAUGGGAGCUUGUCCGUAAGUCCCAAUGAUGGCAAAGCCUCAUUUGGAAGUAUCGUGCUUUCUGCGCAAGGUGGAGAGUACCGGCUUUGUUGGUGUGCAGGAAACUGUGAAAUCCCUGGCAUUGACAUCGGCCGGCUGAGUAUAUUCGGACCCCGGCCAUUGCAGCAGGAUCGAACCUGCGUCGCAGGGCAGGAGUGCUUUGCUGAUGGCUUGCUUGGGCACGGCUUGAGCUCGUCGGACCGAUGGGCAGUACUGAGCACGUGUGGUGCAUCCAUCGUGGAUGGCCUCGUCAAUGCUGGUACAAUAUCGUCCGUGACAAGUAGCGGCACUGCAAUUUCUUUCGGUGCGAUGGUCGCUACGGCUGGCGGUGGCUCCUACCGACUUUGCUGGUGUGCUGCUGGCGCCGCUUGCAAUACUGCAAAGCAUUACGGGAUAGACGUUGGUGGUUUGACGCUUAUCGGGCCAGUCUCUGAAUCCACUGAAUCCAUCAGGACGUGUUUCAGUGGACAGACAUGUAGCAUUUCGACACCUUUCGGCACCAUGCUUUCUGGAGCAGACUCUUACAUGAUCUUGGAAACCUGUGGCGUCUCUGAACUCAUUGAGGGUUUGCCGGACGCCGGCUUUCUUACACUUGCCGCUCUUGGCAACUCCACUUGUGUCGGGGGGGAGUGCGAAUUGCAUUUUGGCACAACGCUCGUCACAGCUCUUGGUGGCCAAUACCGCUUGUGCUGGUGUGCGGCUGACCAUGAUUGCAGCAGAAAAGAAGACUUCAAAGUCACGGUGGGUCAGUUCGAACUUAUAGGCCCACACAGGCUUACCCUCGGGAGAACAUGCGUCGCUGGACAAACCUGCGUGGUAGAUGGGAUUUCGGGCAACGGCCUCGUAGGAUUGGACUCGCUGGCACUCCUGGACACCUGCGGAAUCCGCGAUCUCGUGGCAAACACCCCUGCGAUACACCGCAGUUCCGGCGCAUCCUAUGUGUUCAGCUCACCGAUCACUGCUGUCGGAGGCAGGGUCAGAGUCAACCUUCACUACUCUGAUGUAUGUAAGCUCUGUUGGUGUGCUGUAGUUUCCACGAGGCACCUACCAGCUUUGCUGGGCUUCGGCUUCUGCUGCUUCCAGCGACAGUUCAAGCUACAGCGCCAGGGGCUUACGGAGUCAUUAAUGGCAGCUCACCUCGGUACUAGUAGGAGACACUUCCUGGGUCAUGGCUUUUCCUGA